Molecule: messenger RNA, 411 nt
Organism: Hemisphaericaspora subhashii
Lineage: Eukaryota; Fungi; Ascomycota; Pichiomycetes; Serinales; Debaryomycetaceae
Exons: 1
Coding region: 1-411 (136 amino acids)
Source: RefSeq, a predicted model, not a curated record
AUGACAUCAUCGUCUCCUCCAGAAAUUAGGGAAGAUAAUUCACCACGUACGACAUCCUCCGAUAUAGAUACAAAGCCAUUGGUAUCAUCAACUUCAGAAACCUUCGUUGAAUCUGAUAAAGUUAUAACGGAUAAAUCAAAAGUAGAUUUUACUGCAAAUGGUAAAUUUAAAUUCUAUCCGGAUAAUCCAGAACAUCAUAGACAUAAAUAUAAAUGGACUUCAAAAGAACCUUCAAAAUUUUAUGAUCCAUGUGAAGAAAGUCGACAAGCUUCAAUAAGUUGUUUAUUACGUAAUCAAGAUGAUAAAUAUCAAUGUCAAGAUUUCUUUGAUGCUUAUCGUGAAUGUAAACAAGAUUUCUUUGCAAAGAAAAAGAAGGAUAGACUAGAGGGUAGGAAAGGUUGGGGUUGGUAA